CCGGAAGGAUUAACUGGUAACACAAACAGGAAGCGGCUAGAUCGGAUAGGGCCAUUGCAAGGCAGCCAUUGCUGUGUGUCGUGGCUGUGUUAGUGAUACACCAAGGCAGGGAAGAAGACGUUUACUACAGUCAUUCGAAUUAACUGGACUUCCGAGUGUAACAGUAGUCUGUGCAUCUACAUAUAGAUACAAGGAUUAACACGAUCUGGAUAUGUCCUUCAUAUUUGAUUGGAUUUAUAGUGGUUUUAGUAAUGUACUGCAGUUUCUUGGACUGUACAAAAAAUCAGGUAAAUUAGUAUUUCUUGGUCUGGACAAUGCUGGCAAGACCACACUACUGCAUAUGCUUAAAGAUGAUCGACUGGGGCAACAUGUGCCAACCUUACAUCCAACUUCAGAAGAGCUGACUAUUGCUGGUAUGACCUUUACCACCUUUGACCUUGGUGGCCAUGCACAGGCCCGAAGAGUGUGGAAAAACUACCUCCCUGCAAUCAACGGCAUUGUCUUUCUCAUUGAUUGUGUAGACCACCCGAGACUGGCUGAAUCCAAAACAGAACUUGAUGCACUAAUGACGGAUGAAACUAUUGGAAACGUGCCUAUCUUGAUUCUUGGUAACAAGAUUGAUAAGCCAGAGGCCAUAAGUGAGGAGAAACUUCGUGAACUGUUUGGAUUGUAUGGACAGACAACUGGCAAGGGUAAUAUUCCCCUUAAAGAACUGAAUACCAGACCACUGGAAGUGUUCAUGUGCAGCGUGCUAAAGAGAGAGGGAUAUGGGGAGGGUUUCCGCUGGCUUUCACAAUACAUUGACUAGAGGUCCGACCACAAGGAGGUGCACCAGGAACUGCCUAAACAAAUUCAAACUCAUGUUCAGUUCUUGUUCAGCCUGCCAUCACUCUCCAAAAGAAAAACAGCGGUAAUCACUCAGUAAAACUCAAUUUAAACAAACUUUUAUAGGGUAAGACAUUUAAUUCAACCAUUUUUUUCUUAAAGCUUUUGUAAGGGAAUGGAAUAUCAAUGUCUCCGUUUUCAAGCCAAAUAGACGACACUUUUCAUUUAUUUCUGUUUUUCUUUUGACUUUUUUUAUGCACGUGUGAAAUCUGUAUGAUGUGGUAUAAAAGCAAACAAUUCUGCUGGUAUUGGCAACCCCAGUUUAUGUUUAAGAAUGUGUUUGAGAUGUUUAGAAAUAUGUUUGCAGCCCUUGUUAAGUUGAUUGUUUUUAAUAGGAUACAUGGUUGGGAUUUUUGUGGGAAUCAUUACUUUUGAGCAUUGCAGUCAUUUUGAAUGGUGUGCCGGUCUUAUUUAACAAAACAAUGAAUAUUAACAAAAAAUUAAAUGAUCUCUCAAACGGCUCCACCCAGUUUAAGAUGCCCCUUUUUAUUAACAUGAAAGCGUAGUUUGUCGGGUAUCUCAGACAGAUGUAUGCAGGAUGCAGAUCCUAUGGAAAGUAAAGUCAAGAAUUUUCAGAUGUGCAGUCCCUGUCGAAAGUAUUGGAAAGCCAAGGCAAAUUCUUUUCUUUUCAGUGUACACUGACAUUUAGCUUUGAGAUAAAAAAAAGAUUAAUAUAAGACUAGAAUUUCAGCUUUAAUUUCCUAUAUUUACAUCUAGAUGUGUUUUAAAGAACUUUAGAUUAUGGCACCUUUGUUGGCAGACCACCGAAUUUUUAGGUGAGCAAAAGUAUCAGUACAGAUAGUCUUAAAGUAAUACACUUAAUAUUUGGUUGCACAUCUCUUGCUUGCAGUAACUGCAUCAAGACAGCAACCCACUGACAUCAUCAAACUGUUGUAUUCUCUUUUUUUAUUUUAUUUUUUUAUUUUUAUGCUUUUCCAGGCUUGUACUGCAGUUUCUUUCAGUUGUUGUUCGUUUUAGGAAGUUUCUCCCUUCAGUCUCCUCUUCAGGAGGUGAAAUGCAUUCUCAGUUGGGUUACGGUCUGAUGACUGACUUGGCUAGGCUAAAACCUUCCACUUCUGUGUCCUUUGUGUUGGCAGUGUGUUUUGGGUUAUUGUCUUGCUGCAUGAUGAAGUUCCUCUCAAUUAGAUUGGAUGCAUUUUCCUGUAACUUGGCAGGCAGAAUGUUUCUGUAGACUUCAUCAUGAGCUACAUUAUCAAUAAAGACAGGUGACCCUGUUCCAGACACAGCCAUGCAAGCCCAAGCCAUAACACUACCUGCAUAGUACUUGACCAAUGACCUUUGUUUUUGGAUUAUGAGCAAAUCCUUUUCUUUCUCCACACUUUGGCUUUUCCAUCACUUGCUACAUGUUUAUCUUGGUUACAGAACUUUUGUGGCAUCUCUGUAUGUAUGUGAACAUUAUUUAUAAUAUAAUAUAAUAUAAUAUAAUAUAAUUUUUUUUGCAAAAUCCAGUCUGGGCUUCCAGUUGUUCCUGUUGACUGGUUUGCAUCUUGUGGUAUGGCUUCUGUAUUUCUGCUCACUAACUGUACAAAAUCAAGGGCUCAAACCAAGAGGAGACAUUCGGUGCUAUUAUUUGUUUAAAUGAUCAACAAGGGCACACCUGGGUGACAAACACCUUUCAUGUUCCAAUAUAUUUGAUCACUUAAAAAUGGGUGAGUUCAAACAAAAGGUGCCAUGUUCCAAGUUGUCUAACAUAUCUAGAUGUUAAUAUCAGGAAAUGAAUGCUUGCUCUAUCGUCUCGUAUUAAUCUUUUGAUCUCAUCCCCAACUUUGUUUGGUGUGUAGCAAAAACAAAAGUAUUUGCCAUACUAUAUGGAUCUUAUGGAUGGUUUUCUGAGAAGUUCUUGAUUUUAUCAAUGUGUAAUGCAUCAACAUGUUAAUUUUUUUUUUUUUUUUAAUUUAAUUACCAAAAAAGGGCUAGCCAUAUAACAUUAAACUCUUUACAAGAGCCUUUCUAAGUAAUUUUUAAGGCAGUACAAGGACUUCCCCUCCUCCAUUAUUUCCUUGUGUACUGCCUAUCAGCUGUUGCAUGUAAUGGAAAAACUCUGCAUUUAAAAUAAAUAAAUUAAUUAAUAUAAAAUUGUAAAAUUCCAGUGACCCAUUCCUUUUUAUAAAAUAUGCAUAAAAACUAAAAGGGCUUUAACACAAUGCCACUCGCUAUUUCUGUAUUCAGGUUUAAAUUGGAAGUAUUUGAAAAACUGAAUACCUUUUUUUUGUGUGCGCGUGCGUGUGCAUGGGAUCUUUCUGGCCAGUUUCCUACCUAAGGAGUACCUGCUGAGUAAGUGAGGUCUUUACUGGAUCAAGGAAUAUGCUCAUAAUUGACAAUAGCCACCUAAUAAUAUCUCCUCAGAUUUACUUUAUUUGUGGGUUGCAGCAGCAGUACUGCAGCCCAGCUCUGGUAGAUUCUGAUGCUCAGCAGACUUGUCUGACCUUUCUUGAAUAGCAAAGUGUUUGGUGACAUAAAUUGAGAUAAUAUGGAAAACUAAAUUAAUUAAUUAAAUAAAAAACACCACCACCUAGAUCACAUGUAGAGGGGCAUUUCCAUUUUGAUAGAAGGCCAUGGUAGAGGUAAGAGGUAAAAACUGCAAAUAACAGUUUCUUUAUUGUAGGGCUGGGUAAAAAAAUAUAUAUAUAUUUUAUUGAUUUUAAUCUAUCUUCAAUUUAACGAAACGAUAUUGAUUCUGGAAAUCCCCGAAUCGAUUCUUAAUGCGCGUGCUUUACUUGAGAGGAUGUGAAUAUUAUCUGUAGUUCGCCUCUCGUCCUGAAGAUGGCGCCAUCUUUCAUGUUUUGAAAUCUGUUAUUUCUUAAACGUUUCAAGAUAAUGAAUUUCACUGUUGCACAUUUACAACGUUUGUAUCAUUUUUACAGUAAUGUGCAGUUUGUGUUUACCUUGUGUGCAUUGUAUGCACAUAUUUAUGAUUUCUUGUGACAAUGUUUGUUACUCAAAGUAAAAGGUAAUUAAACAUAAUUGUGUGGG
This is a messenger RNA of Ictalurus punctatus (channel catfish), 3879 nucleotides long. It is a transcript of the gene sar1b, whose product is annotated as secretion associated, Ras related GTPase 1B. The transcript has 7 exons. Lineage: Eukaryota; Metazoa; Chordata; Actinopteri; Siluriformes; Ictaluridae. Gene Ontology annotation, biological process: endoplasmic reticulum to Golgi vesicle-mediated transport; membrane organization; vesicle organization. Gene Ontology annotation, cellular component: endoplasmic reticulum exit site; COPII vesicle coat. The record is from RefSeq and is a predicted model, not a curated record. The coding region runs from base 212 to 808 and encodes 198 amino acids. Gene Ontology annotation, molecular function: GTP binding; GTPase activity.